Molecule: messenger RNA, 542 nt
Organism: Drosophila suzukii
Lineage: Eukaryota; Metazoa; Arthropoda; Insecta; Diptera; Drosophilidae
Source: RefSeq, a predicted model, not a curated record
CUGAAAGAUACAAACACCUGACAAGAUGCGUUCCUUCAUCCUUAUCACUCUUCUCGCCCUGGUUGCCGUGGCCGCCGCUCAGGGACGUCGUGGACCUCGAAGUGGACCUCGUGACUUUGGACUUGGCCGUGGUUUGGGUGGACCCCAAGGACGCCGUGGUGGUCCCGGUGGACGCGGUGGUCCCGGUGGUCCAGGUUUUGGUGGACCUCAGGGUGGUCGUGGAGGUUGUGGUGGUCCUCAGGGAGGCCCAGGUGGUCCUGGAGGCCCCGGCGGACCAUGGGGUCUGCCUCCCAAUGCCACUCUGCCCAGCAACAGCACAUCGACCACCGAAGCCAGCACCUCCUCCAGCAGCAGCUCCACGGAGGCCAGCAGCUCCAGCAGCAGCAGCUCCACGGAGGCCAGCAGCUCCAGCAGCAGCAGCACCACGGAGGCCAGCACCAGCACCAGCUCCACCACCGCCUCCUCUGCUUAAGUUGCUCAGCUCCGGCCAAUCUAAAAUCCAUUUUUGGCUUGUUCUGCUCCGCGCUUUUCUCGAUAUUAAU